GUGAGUGAUGCGCGUGUGUGUGAUCGGAUGAGGGGCGGGACGCGAGCUUAGUAGUUGCAACAUGUGCGCUGACUUUCAGCACACUACCACUGAACACUCGCUUUACUCGUGUACUCUAAAUGUCUGGGGGAAAUAACUCAACGGCGCACGAGUCCUGUGACGAUGACUUCGUGAAGUAUGGAAAUCCCAGCACUUCGGCGGUGAUGUUCUCGGCCGGUGUGUUGGGGAAUAUCAUGGCACUGCUCCUGAUAAAAGUCCGGCGCGGGAGGACCAGCCGGUCCCAUUACCAGGUCCUGGUCACUGCGCUUCUCCUGACGGACCUGCUUGGCUCCCUGUCUGUCAGCCCUGUUGUGCUGGCCGCUUAUUUUCACAACAAAACCCUGGUGGCGAUGAGACCGAACAAAGAGGUGUGUUCUUACUUUGGCUUCAGUAUGACCUUCCUGAGCCUAUCCACACUGGGCAUCCUAUGCGUAAUAGCGCUCGAGCGCUACCUCUCCAUUGGCCACCCUUACAUGUACGAGAAGCACUUAAGCACACGCUGUGCUUAUAUUGUCCUUACGCUCGUCUACAUGGGCAGCAUCCUUUUCUGCAUCAUGCCUUUCAUGGGUUUUGGUGACUACGUGCAGUACUGCCCGGGGACCUGGUGCUUUCUGCAGAUGGGUCACACGGACAGAAAGGAUACAAUUUACAUCGUCUUUUACGCAUCUCUCAUCCUCAUCAUGAGCUCUACGACAGUGGUGUGCAACAUAUCUGUCAUUUAUCUCUUGGUAGUGAUGCACAGGAGGGGUAAGGUCCGCCGGCUCUUCCGGCACCACAGGUCCAUGACGGAGGAGGUGGCUCAUCUCCUGCCACUAGCUGUCAUCACUGUUGUCUUCAUCUGCUGCACCUUCCCCUUAGUGUCAAGAGUGAUGAACCUAGAAGGCAGCCAGGUGGAUCGUAAAGCAGCUGAUCUACGAGCUCUCCGUUUGCUCUCAUUCCACUCCAUCAUUAACCCAUGGGUUUUCAUCAUCCUCCGCCCCUCUGCUCUGAAAAUUAUUUGGAAGAAGCUGCAGAAACCACAGAAGUCCAAACGAGUGGGAGGAGGCCAUCCAGUAGAGCUCCAGAAACAGGAAAAUGAGGACAAUACUGGACAUGGAUGAGUUGCACAAGGCCUCUUAGGCCUGUAGCAUAUUCUCUGUCUAAGGGGUGAAGUGAACUGAAGAAAGGCUAAAAACCAAACAGAGCAGAUGUUGCCACAUCUCAGACAGCAGACACCAGGAAGCUCUCUAGAUGAUCUUGAAGUGUAAGGUCAUGUUACUUAGGCAGCUGUUUUGAGUGGGCCUGUCUCUUCUGUUAAUCUAUCAAUCGUUGGGUCAU
Messenger RNA from Hippoglossus stenolepis (Pacific halibut), 1356 nucleotides. RefSeq names its product prostaglandin E receptor 2b (subtype EP2) (gene ptger2b). The transcript has 2 exons. NCBI's taxonomy places the organism in Eukaryota, Metazoa, Chordata, Actinopteri, Pleuronectiformes, Pleuronectidae. The coding region runs from base 120 to 1139 and encodes 339 amino acids. Gene Ontology annotation, molecular function: prostaglandin E receptor activity. Gene Ontology annotation, cellular component: plasma membrane. Gene Ontology annotation, biological process: inflammatory response; positive regulation of cytosolic calcium ion concentration; cellular response to prostaglandin E stimulus. The record is from RefSeq and is a predicted model, not a curated record.